Abrus precatorius (Indian licorice) is the source of this 496-nucleotide messenger RNA. Its product is annotated as glycine-rich cell wall structural protein 1. Bases 17 to 496 code for a protein of 159 amino acids. The transcript has a single exon. NCBI's taxonomy places the organism in Eukaryota, Viridiplantae, Streptophyta, Magnoliopsida, Fabales, Fabaceae. The record is from RefSeq and is a predicted model, not a curated record.
GGUUUUCUAGCACAAGAUGGCUUCUAAGAUUCUUCUUCUUGCACUUCUUGGAGUGCUUGUGUGCACCAUUGAUGCAAGGAAGCUUGGGAGUGAAAAGGGUUUGUUUAAGGAUGAGAAGAAUUUCUUCCAUCAUCCAGGGUUUGGAGGAGGUGUAGGAGGAGGAGGAGGAGGUGGUUUUGGUGGUGGUGGAGGAGGAGGAUUAGGUGGUGGUGCUGGUGCUGGUGGAGGGUUUGGUGGAGGUGCCGGUGUGGGUGGUGGAGCUGGAGGAGGGUUUGGUGGCGGUGGAGGGUUUGGUGGAGGAGGUGGAGUUGGUGGAGGAUCAGGGUUUGGAGGAGGAGCCGGAUUUGGAGGUGGUGCCGGUGCAGGAGGCGGAGUAGGAGGAGGUGGUGGAGGAGGGUUUGGAGGUGGUGGCGGCGGCGGACUAGGCGGUGGUGCCGGAGCCGGUGGAGGAUUUGGUGGAGGAGCUGGGGCUGGAGCUGGAGGUGGAUUUCCAUGA